AUGUUCGUGACUGUAGACACUCCCUCCACCGCAUCAUCACUUACCCCCUCUACUCCGUCUCAUGACAAGUCACCCAAAAGGCAGAACCUUUUCGUACCCGCCUCCUUCAUACCUAGCUCUAUCCCAUCUCCGCAAAAGCAACUAAGCACUCUCCCACUGUCCAUACCCGACCCCACUAUUCAUACCGUGUCUUCCUCGACAGCACCGUUUACUACCGCCCUUCCUCCAGUCAUACAACCUGCUCAACCUGUCCAACCCGCCAUCAUGUCUUCCGCACCAUUCAAGAUGCCUCUUAGAGGAACUGACGCUGCGCCAAAGUUCAAUGGCACACCAAGACUAUGCAGGACUUACCACUGA
Messenger RNA from Suillus subalutaceus, 357 nucleotides. RefSeq lists its product as uncharacterized. Bases 1 to 357 code for a protein of 118 amino acids. Lineage: Eukaryota; Fungi; Basidiomycota; Agaricomycetes; Boletales; Suillaceae. The transcript has a single exon. The record is from RefSeq and is a predicted model, not a curated record.